ACUGCCCCAGGGUUUACAGCAGCCGCUCGGCACCGUUUCAGUCAGAAAAAAUGGCUGUUCCUUUGUUGACCAAGAAGAUAGUGAAGAAGCGUGCCAAGAAGUUUAAGAGGCCCCAGAGUGACAGAAAGAUUUCUGUCAAGGAAAACUGGAGAAGGCCUAAGGGUAUUGAUUCACGAGUUAGGAGAAAGUUCAAAGGAUGCACCCUGAUGCCCAAUAUUGGUUAUGGCUCUGACAAGAAAACUCGCCACUAUCUUCCCAAUGGAUUUAAGAAAUUUGUUGUGCACAAUGUCGAAGAGUUGGAAAUUUUGAUGAUGCACAACAGGACAUACUGUGCUGAGAUUGCCCACAACGUAUCAACCAGAAAGAGAAAGGAGAUUGUUGAGCGUGCUGCACAGUUGGACGUUGUCGUUACCAACAAAUUGGCCAGGUUGCGCAGCCAGGAGGAUGAGUAAACAGUGGUGGCUAUAUCAUGUUAUAAUUUUUAUUUGGACUUGAAUAUUUUAAGCAUUAGGCAU
Molecule: messenger RNA, 515 nt
Organism: Pistacia vera
Lineage: Eukaryota; Viridiplantae; Streptophyta; Magnoliopsida; Sapindales; Anacardiaceae
Product: 60S ribosomal protein L32-1
Exons: 4
Coding region: 51-452 (133 amino acids)
Biological process (GO): translation
Cellular component (GO): ribosome; cytosolic large ribosomal subunit
Molecular function (GO): structural constituent of ribosome
Source: RefSeq, a predicted model, not a curated record